Molecule: messenger RNA, 1941 nt
Organism: Saccharomycopsis crataegensis
Lineage: Eukaryota; Fungi; Ascomycota; Saccharomycetes; Ascoideales; Saccharomycopsidaceae
Gene: MVP1
Product: Mvp1p
Exons: 2
Coding region: 1-1941 (646 amino acids)
Biological process (GO): retrograde transport, endosome to Golgi; protein targeting to vacuole
Cellular component (GO): endosome
Molecular function (GO): phosphatidylinositol-3-phosphate binding
Source: RefSeq, a predicted model, not a curated record
AUGUGCCAGACUGGCCUUCUUCUCCUUACAAAAAUAAUCAUAAUCUCUUUCACUCUUCUUCUUCUUAUUAUCAUCAUCUGUGUUUGCUGUAACCCUAAUCACAAAAUGACCUCGUUGUUCCCGGAGGAUUUGGCAGACCCUUGGUCAGACUCCAGCACCCCAAUUCCAAAAGUGCUGUCUUCUGUUAGCGUGCUCCCUCAGCCGUCACUAGCGAGCCCUUCACAGCAUAUUAACAACAUCGAUGACGAUAACACCAAUGACUACUUACAGGAACUAAUCGACCAGAAUGAAGAGUUACUGGCCAUCACAAAGUCCAUUAAGAACAUCUCAGUACCCCCAAUAUACCAAGAACUAUACAACGACAACAUCAGAAGUGACGGGAUGGUGGAUUUUCUAGCCAUCGAGUCAGUAUUCGAAAAAGCCGGAUUGAACCAAAUCUCAAUUGAGAAUAUCUUGAAUUUGAUCACCAUGAACCAGCAGGUUGACUUCACAACUGUGGAUAUCACUUUGUGGAAUGUCAUGAUUGGAUUGACUGCAUUAGAACAACAAAAGUUGGGAGCAGGGAACUUUCAAAAUUUGGAAGCCCAUAUUUAUAAUUUGCCUGACUUGGUAUUAGAAAAACCUGGCAGCAGCAGCAACCCAAUUACUGGCUCAGUGAGUGGUAGUGUCUGGUCAGAAAACCCAACCAUUCUCAAUGACCCUGGUGCUUCGCAACAGAGCACCGGGGCAAAGCUCAGGAAAACCUUAAUGGUAGAUGGCCAGAAUAUCAGAAGAGAAUUCAAUCCAAACACCAAUGAUGUGAUAGAUGUGCUGGAAAUUGCCGAAAAGGAAGGAUUAGUAUUCAAACAUAUCAACUACUUGGUGUCUCAUUCCAUUGACUUGAGUGCAUCGCACCCGGCCGAUGCUAAGAAAGUGGUUAGAAGAUAUUCUGAUUUCGUAUGGUUAUAUGAAACGUUACUCAAAAAGUAUCCAUUUAGAAUGGUUCCUGGGUUACCUCCAAAAAGAUUUUCAGGUCCAAAUACAGACCCUUUAUUUCUUGAACGUAGAAAAAGAGGGCUAUCAAGAUUUUUAAAUAUCGUCAUGAAGCACCCUGUUUUGUCAAAAGAAGCCAUAGUUAUCAUGUUUUUAACGAUUCCUGCUGAACUAUCUGUAUGGAGAAAGCAAACCCCACUUGAAAUUCUCGAGGAAUUUGAAGGGAAAAGAAUCUCAAAAAGGUUUAUUGAUAGCUGGGAUAAUAAUCACGAAAAUGUAUGGGAAGAUGCGGAAAAUUCCUUGAUUGGAAUACAAAAUAACUGGGCGAAGAUUACUUUGCUUGUGGAACGAUUUGAGAAAAGAAAACAGUUAUAUAAUACCGAUAAUCAAAAGUUUAUUGAAGUUCUUGGAGAGUUCAUCAAAACCACCAACAAGGUCUAUUCGGUAGAACCAUCGGAUAUUUCCCCGAUAAAUGUCGGGAUAAAGAGUAUGAGCACUCAUAUUAAGACUUCGGCGGCGUUAUUAAAGGAUGAAAGUCAGUUAAUUGAAGACGGGAUUUUGAAAGAAUUUAAAGAAUACAACGAGUAUUUAACAUCGUUGUACGGUCUUUUUGAAAGAAGAAAAAGACUCGGAGGCAACAAUAUUCAUGAAAUUAAGAAGAAAGUGGAGCAAAGCCAAGGGAAAUUAGGGCAACUCAAGAAAAAAUCCGAUGUCAAAGGGUCAGAGGUUGAUAACCUUGUACAAACCAUCAAUAAUGAUAAACAAUUGGUCAUUAGACAAACAAACAGGGACUGGCUCAUUAAAGAGUGUGUCCAACAGGAAUUUCUAAUGUUCCAAGAGACCCAGUACAAAAUCACCAAGGUUUUCCAAGAAUGGGUAAGCGAUAGGCUUAAAUACAGUGAAUUACAUUCUGAAAAUUGGUCGCAAUUGGCUGAUGCAUUGCAAGCGAUGCCUGCUAAUAAUAUGUGA